Molecule: messenger RNA, 174 nt
Organism: Angiostrongylus costaricensis
Lineage: Eukaryota; Metazoa; Nematoda; Chromadorea; Rhabditida; Metastrongylidae
Source: the annotation of a GenBank genome assembly
AUGAUUGCUAAUGAUGCCACAUCGUCUGCAGUAGUCUUUGUCGGUACUGGACCAUCUGGUAAUCCGGUGUUGUACGUGGGGACUACCUUUGUCAGGGGACCAGUGAGUAUAAUGGUCAUUAAGGCUAUACGCAAGAAAAAUGCAUGUCUGUUUUACUCGAAAGACCAUUUAUAA